AUGAGUGAAAAAAUAGUAAAUUACUAAGAUCUUCCAAUUCCUAAAAAUUCCUUUUUAUCAACUUAAAAUAGACUUUAGAUAUCUAUGAAUGGAAAAAAAGUUAGUAAUGAAGAGGUAUAGAUAGUAAGUUAAAGCUUAUAAAAUUGCAUAAAUCUUUAAUCUUUGAUAUUGAAUUUCAAAUAAUGCAAAACUAUUGGUGAGAAUAUUUUCUCAUGUUUAGGACCUGCCUUAGCAACUUGCACUAAACUUGCACAAUUUUCAAUUAAUUUUAACAAUAGCAAUAAUAUAGAUAGUAGCUUAUUUUAGAAUUUAGGUAUUGGGUUUGUAAGUUGUACUAACCUCUCUAUAGUCACCAUUAAUUUGAACAAUGUUAAAUAAAUAAAUCCAAAAUAUCUGUACAGCUUAGGCUUCGCUAUAGGAUAAUGCAAUAGUCUUACCUAAUUAACGAUAGACUUAAGCAACAAUAAAUUAAGUGACGAUACUAUUUUAUCAAUCUUAGGAACUAACUUAGCUAGUCUUAUAAAUCUUUCUAGGUUAUCUAUCAGCUUAAAAAAUAAUAAAUUUGGAAUAAAUGGAGUGUCAAGCUUUGUUUCUAGUUUAGUUAAUUGUGUUAAUCUGACAUCCCUAUUUCUUUAGCUCUAGACAAACAACAGUUUUGGUUAAGGCACUUUAGAUUUUGGUUCUGGAUUUUAUAAUCUUACUUCCUUGGAAUUCUUUAUUGGAGGCUCCACAUUUUAUGAGUACAUUGAACUUGGGCUAUUUAAUGGAUUAUCUUCCUGCAUUAAUCUCUAAGACUUGAAUCUUUAGUUAUACGGUCUUAGUAAAUAAGAUAGCAUGUACUUAAUAUCUAGUUUAAGAAGCAUACCUAAACUUCAAAAAUUUAUUGGUAAUUUCUAAUCAUAUUAAUACGAUGAAGAGUUUGCUUAAUAUAUUGGAUCUGAAUUAGGAAGCUACUAAAAACUUGAGUAUUUAGACUUGGAAUAUAAUUUUAAAGUCAACUUUGAAAAAUCUAUCAUAAACCUUAGCUCUGGAUUGUCAAAUUGCCCUAAUCUUUCUAUCUUAAAAUUAUAACUAGGUGGAUCAAAUGAUGAAGUUAGAUAUGAGACUACUUCAGCAUUUACUUAAAAUUUAGCUAAUUGUCCUAAACUCUCCGAUUUGUAGCUUCACAUUUGGACUCAUAAUGAUCAUAAAUUAGCUGAUGAAAGUGUGAAAGGCUUGGGUUUUGGAUUAGCAAAUUGUAACAAUCUCAUAACUUUAAAACUUAAUUUAAACAAUAAACGAAUUGGUUCUUAAGGUAUUUCAGGUUUAUUUUCUAGCUUAGAGAAGUGUUAAAAGUUAUCAAUUCUAAAUGUUAAUUUGAGUUGGAACAAAAUUUGCUUUGAAGGUGUAAAAAGUAUUGGUGUUUCCUUGACAAAGUGUAAAAAUCUCACAUGUCUCUAAUUAAAUUUACAAUAAAUUAAUGAUGAAGAUAAUUAAUUAGAUGAAGAUAACAAAUAAUACUUCAAAAGGAUUGUUAAUAAAAUAAAGAGACUAGUCAAAUAAUCAUUAAAAUUUUGA
Tetrahymena thermophila SB210 is the source of this 1557-nucleotide messenger RNA. RefSeq lists its product as hypothetical. NCBI's taxonomy places the organism in Eukaryota, Ciliophora, Oligohymenophorea, Hymenostomatida, Tetrahymenidae. The transcript has 17 exons. The record is from RefSeq and is a predicted model, not a curated record.